Messenger RNA from Halichondria panicea, 1005 nucleotides. RefSeq lists its product as uncharacterized. The record is from RefSeq and is a predicted model, not a curated record. Gene Ontology annotation, cellular component: plasma membrane. The coding region runs from base 143 to 838 and encodes 231 amino acids. Gene Ontology annotation, biological process: neuron projection development. NCBI's taxonomy places the organism in Eukaryota, Metazoa, Porifera, Demospongiae, Suberitida, Halichondriidae. The transcript is spliced from 7 exons.
GGCUAAGGUGUGUCCCGGAAGUUUUGUAAUGGCACUGUGCACACUGUGGCUUGGCAAGACUCCUGAGUGACUAGAGUUGUUGAUUGUGUACAGAACAAGAGAGACUAUAGAAGAAAGAACUAAACACUGGCUUCAGAAAAUUAUGCCUUUUGAUUGUGAGGAGUGCUGCAAGAGCUGCUGUUACAGCACCCCCUUCACCACACUGGUUGCAUUCAUCUUCACUGCCAUUAAUCUCGGAGGAUUUUUCAUCACUGGGUUCUAUGGAGUCUCUCAGCUCAACAAUAUCUCUGGACUGCAGAAUGGGACUGAAGUGAACGUGAUGGGUCCAGUGGUGGGAAUAGCUGUGGUGCUGACGAUUGUGCCUCUGGUGUUGUUCACUAUUUCCAGCUACUGCAUCACAGGCUAUAUCCGUGACAUACUGUUUCACGGUGCUGUCAAGUGUUGUGUCAGAUCUUACUGCCUCAAUAUUGCAGUAAUGGCUACCACGUUUGUCCUGAUACUGGUAUGGCUAAUAAUCUCCAUUGGGUUGGGAGGAGUGUUAAGUUUCUACCUUCAAUGGCUCAUCACUUGCCCAGAGGCUCGCGAUGCUUGUGUCACAUAUGUGGAUUCUGGGUUCAAUAGGUACGAGAUCUGUGGCCAAGUUUUAGAACAAGCUUGUCCAACGGCACUCACCACUGGACUGGCCUUCUGUGUAUCACUGGUGUUUGCAAUUCUCAUAAUCAUAGCGCUGAUCAUUGUCCUAGUGCUUCAUGCGGCCAAGUUUGUGAAUGGCAGAGACUACUACGACUACAGACAGACACAAAAACAAGAUGGCUUCUUCUCAAAGAACUCACGGUGAAACACGAAAUCAUUUUUCUUCGCAGAACAGAACCCAUUAAUAUUAAUUUAGUUAUAUAUUGGUUGUACAUGUCCCACAUGUACUGAAGUUAAUUGGAGUGUAGUUAAUUGGUACACCAGUACACCACUCAAUGUCUGUUUAAAAUCAUAAUUAUCCGUCACUUUCAA